Molecule: messenger RNA, 483 nt
Organism: Penicillium canescens
Lineage: Eukaryota; Fungi; Ascomycota; Eurotiomycetes; Eurotiales; Aspergillaceae
Product: V-type ATPase assembly factor PKR1
Exons: 1
Coding region: 1-483 (160 amino acids)
Biological process (GO): vacuolar proton-transporting V-type ATPase complex assembly
Cellular component (GO): endoplasmic reticulum membrane
Source: RefSeq, a predicted model, not a curated record
AUGGUUUCCUUCGUGGAGGACCUAUGGUCCAGCAUUUUCACUCCAGGUCCCACCCCAACCCUCCUGAUCGCAACCAACGUAUCCUUCGCCGCCCUCCAGCUCGUUUUCUUCGCCCUUCUUCUAGCUACAUACAGUCUGCACUUUGUCGCGCUCUCCAUCAUCAGCGCGGGACUAUGGUACUCCAUCAACUGGUUCGCGGCCGAAGUGCGACUCGCCCAACUGGCUCAGGAGGCUGAAAAGAAGAAGGAAAAAGACCAAGAGGAUGACACCCGUGCGCGCGGAGCCAGUGUUGGCAGCGAUACUGAGACUGAGGUACUGGCUUCCAAGAAGCAGAAUAAGUCUGAGGCUGUCGCGACUGGAAGCACUUCCAGGUUGCAGCCUACCGAGCUGGAUUCGAAGAAGAGACCCAGUACUGGUGGUGAUGGCUCUGGAUAUGGAAGCACUGAUAGCGAGUGGGAGAAGGUUGAUGACACCCGGUCCUGA